Lichtheimia ornata is the source of this 3315-nucleotide messenger RNA. RefSeq lists its product as uncharacterized. The coding region runs from base 1 to 3315 and encodes 1104 amino acids. Lineage: Eukaryota; Fungi; Mucoromycota; Mucoromycetes; Mucorales; Lichtheimiaceae. The transcript is spliced from 2 exons. The record is from RefSeq and is a predicted model, not a curated record. Gene Ontology annotation, biological process: maturation of SSU-rRNA from tricistronic rRNA transcript (SSU-rRNA, 5.8S rRNA, LSU-rRNA). Gene Ontology annotation, cellular component: nucleolus.
AUGACCGACAUUGGCUUUGAGAACCUACGAAUCUCGGAUGGUCCACACGAUCCCCCUCGAGAACACGAAUUGCCGGUACCACCUCAGCCUGCUACUUCAGCCAUGCCAGCUCCACCGGGAAUAGCCGUUGAAGGCGUCAUGUGGCAAGGACACGAUGAAUCGGAUGACAGUGACGAUGAGCAGCCGUUGUCAGUGCCAACGUUUGGUGACAAUAGCACCCUUCCACCACCUCCACCACCUCCAAUGCAUGGGAAUUCAUCCACCACACGACCCGUAUCCGUACGCAACGAGGCUGCUAUGCAACGCAACUCCUUUCGACCUACGAGAUUCAUCAAGGCUGAACAAAAGGGGAAGGCAUCACCUGCUGCCAUCCAAAUGAUGCCACAAGAAAUGGCAAAUGUACAGCGCAUGUAUGAGCAUUAUCAAUCCAAGGUUUAUAUGGAAGGAUAUCUUUAUCGCAAGAGUGAACGUAGCGAGCAUGAAGGAUGGGUGCGCACGUAUGUCGAAUUAUGUGGUCCCGUAUUGACCAUGUGGGAUGCCGAUAAGGAUGAUCAAAGCGAAGUGAUGCCACAGUAUCUCAACAUUGCUGAUGCGACUGCCGAAUACAAUGAUCAAAGCAUGGUUUCUCUCAAGGCCGGUGGAAUCAGUCGUCUUUUGUUCGAGAUUGAUCCUGACAGCACAAGCCAUGACAACCGUAGUGCUGUACUUGACCGAUGGAUUCGUGCUGUUCGAUUGUCAUGCUUUGAAGGUGCACGUAUUCAUGAGAUCUACACCAAAAAGAUCAUUAUGCGACAUAAGAAUUCGAGCGAAGAUGGCGAUGAAGAGGAUGAUAUUCUUGCCAAACCAAUCCCCAAGAUGGAAAGCUUUUUGCAAGUACGAUUUGCUGGUGUCAAUGAAUGGCAAAAGUAUUGGGUUGUUGUAUCGGACCGUCCCAAUACCAAGAAGCUCUUUGGCAAAAAGUCGUCGACUCCUCAACAAGGACAGCUCCUGUUUUAUGAAUCCAAAAAGGCAAAGCAUCCAAUCAAAGUCCUCACCAACGUCUUUCAAGCAUACACCAUCUAUCCUGAAACACCUCAACUUGCUGAUAUGGCCACUUUGCUCAAGAUUGAUGGCACUACGGGAGGAACCAAUUCGGAUGAGAGUGAUGAAGGUGGUGUUCCUGCAAGCGUGUUGAUGAUGACAACCAAUACGCGUUAUUUGGUACAAUGGCUGGUGGGCGUAUACGAUACUUUCAAGCUCUAUGGUCGACCCUCUCAACUAUUACGUGAUCCAACCAAUGCCAAUUCCCUCAACUUUGGUGAGACCGUAUCGAGCACGCGUCUAUUUCUUGAAGUGGAUGAAAUUAGCGGCAUGGAUGUAUACGCUGACGGCACUGAAAAGAAUCGUAUGGCUAUGACGGAUGUGAUGCUCAACAAAUUCAAACAACCUGCUAUUCAACAUGUACCUAUCAAUGGUGGUGGAAUGGGGCCAAGAACCAAUAGCAUGCCUCAGAUUGCACCGGGACCUCCUGGUAAUAACAACAAUGCUCGUGUUCCUCGUCAACGCACUGUCUCAGCUGAUGCAGAAGUACCUAUGGCAGGAGGUGCUGCUGCUAAUCCAAGAGCAACCAUGAUGAUGAAUGCUUAUGGUGGUGGUCCUAAUCGAACAUCCGUGUAUCCUAUGCAAAAUCAGCCACCCAUGAUGCCACAGCAACAGCAACAGCAACAACAACAUCGAGUCUCGACUAUGCCACGUACUCAAUCGGGAAAGAUUAUUUAUGCAAGUGAUGACAGCGAUGAGGAUGAGGAUGAAGAUGACGAGAGUGAAUCUGAGGAUGAAGAUGAUGAUGAUGACGAUGACUCUGUAUUUGGUGGAGGAGAUCAACAUCAUAGCAACGCACACAAAGCUGAUAGCAACAACAGCAACAACAAAGCUAGUCCCACAGCAACUCCUACUCCAACACCUUUACCUGCUGCAUCAUCGAGUACGCCAUCUAUCACCGAUAAAAAUGCCGACGCAGUGAAUCACAAUGACCAGCAUGAUGAUAAACAAGUCAGCAAUGAUACCCUCGACAAGCAAUCAGACAAUGAAUCAGAAAAGCCAAAGACGCCUGCCAAAGCCAAGCAACGACGACCCAAUCCUAUCAAUUCGGAUGAGAGCAGCAGUGAGGAAGAGGAAGAAGAAGAAGAUAGUGAGGAAGAUGAUGAUGCAAGUGAUGAAGAGUAUACACCUCAUCGACCCAAGUCGCGUUGGCCUACCAACAACAAUGCUACAUCACGUGCUAGUACGAUGUCGCCUACACCCAUGCAGCAGCAGCAGCAACAACAGCAACCUCAAAGUGAUUAUCAGCUUCCACCUUUUGAAAUUGAUCAACAACCCAUGAUGGAUAUGUACAACCACCCAAUGUACCAACAACAGGCAGUGAUUGAUGAAGACGGACCUAUUAUUCCUCAAUUGGGUGAAGAUUUUGCCAAUCCACAUAGUCUUCUUGGUUCGGUGAGCAAGACGGAUCCACAAGUGACUGUACGUGAUCAAGCCGAGUAUGCUAAGGCUACAGGUCAACCUCUUGUGAGCAUUUCUCAACAGCCAAAGGAUCCCAAGGCAGGUCUUGUUGGUAUGAUCUCUCAAAUUGAACAUGACAAGAAGAAUCCAAACAAGGGUCGAAUGAUGGAUGCUGAACGUGAGAGGCUCAUGAUGGAACAACAGCAACAACAACAGGCAAUGAUGGGUGGACCAAUGAUGGGUAUGAUGGAUCCACGUAUGUCGAUGAUGCCUCCAAAUAUGAUGAUGGGCGGCCACAACUCGAUGAUGAUGAUGCCCAUGAUGGAUCCUCGCAUGUCAAUGAUGCCACCCAACAUGAUGAUGAUGCCCAUGAUGGACCCACGCAUGUCAAUGAUGAACCCGAACAUGAUGAACAAUGGCAAUGGCAACAAUAGCAACCCACAUGCCUCCAUGAUGAUGCCACCUACAUCGAUGGGUAACCCACACGCUUCAAUGAUGAUGCAACAACCACCCAGUUCCAUGCCAAGUGGCAGCAAUACCAAUACGAAUCCACAUGCUUCGAUGAUGAUGCCUCCUCCUGCUUCAACCAUGGCUGGCAUGAAUGGUGGUAAUGGUGGUGGUAAUGGCCAUGCUUCAAUGAUGAUACCCAUGAUGGAUCCACGGAUGUCAAUGAUGCCUCCCAAUAUGAUGAUGUAUGGCGGCAUGUGGAACGGUCAACAGCAACAUUUUGGUCAACAACAACAGUUUGGUAUUCCAGAAGAAGAAGAUGAUGAAGACGAUGAUGUGCCACUUGGUGCUGGCAGCCAAGCAAAACCCUCCUCCUCUAAAAAGUAG